UCAGGCUACCAUAUUAACAAUGAAAGAGAGCUAUGCUAACUACCCUGAGUACUGCUCCUAAGCCUGCCCAGAUGGUAUGGGCAAGUGUGUGGCUGGAUGAACGUGGUCGACCUCGGCGGUGUAAGCCGGUCACUAUGGAGCGCGAUUUCAAUGCCCCACGCAGUGGGUAUAGCAGCCAAAGUUACAUCAAGGCCUUGAAAGAAGAUCUCUUGCCUCAUUGUAGGAGUUCACAUUGUUCAUGCACGAUAACGCUGGUAUACAUACCCCACGAGUAGUACGCAGCUUCCUGGCCGAGCAUCACAUCACAACUAUUGACUGGCCACUGUACUCAGCUGACCUUGAUUCUAUUGAACACCCCUGGUGGCACCUCAAGAAGUGCAUGCACUACUUCUAUCCACAGUAUAACAAUUGUAUACACUCUCAGGAAGAUUGGGAUGGCUUUUGUAAGGCUCUACUAGAGUGCUGGUGUAGGAUACCAGGAUCGCUCAUUAAGCAGUUAAUUAUGAGUAUUCCGCGACGCCUGGCUACUUGUCGGGCAGCCAGAGGGUGGCAAACAAAGUAUUAAUACAUGUGCAUUUGAUUCCAAG
Molecule: messenger RNA, 587 nt
Organism: Didymella exigua CBS 183.55
Lineage: Eukaryota; Fungi; Ascomycota; Dothideomycetes; Pleosporales; Didymellaceae
Exons: 1
Coding region: 239-565 (108 amino acids)
Molecular function (GO): nucleic acid binding
Source: RefSeq, a predicted model, not a curated record